Messenger RNA from Habropoda laboriosa, 490 nucleotides. Its product is annotated as oxidoreductase-like domain-containing protein 1. Gene Ontology annotation, cellular component: mitochondrion. The record is from RefSeq and is a predicted model, not a curated record. The transcript has 2 exons. NCBI's taxonomy places the organism in Eukaryota, Metazoa, Arthropoda, Insecta, Hymenoptera, Apidae. The coding region runs from base 88 to 450 and encodes 120 amino acids.
CAUCUAGAAAUUACUCUGCUCAUGAUGUAUCGAAACGUAUUUGCAGUGUCCACAGAGGUAUACCAUAAAGUAUAAAAAAAAACAAUAAUGAGUCAAGUUCGAUCGUGUCGAUUAAUUACGUAUCGAUUAAAGUGCAAUUGUCAACGAGUCUAUUCCAACCCUAAAAGAUGUAUCCAUGGAACAAGUGCAACGUUAUCAUCCGAGGAGAACAAGACUACUAAAAACGAUCCUAAUGAUUCCUCCUCGAUAGACGAUAUGUCAGAACCCACGAACUGUUGCAUGUCCGGGUGUACAAAUUGCGUUUGGAUCCAAUAUGCAGAAAAACUAACUGCCACACUUAAAAAAAGCGACGUGGACGUGCAAAAAUUGAUCAUGGAGAAAGUGCAAGAUCCUAAUAUGAGGGCGUUCCUUUCGAUGGAACUUAAGUUUCGAAAUAUAAUCAAGGACUAAACAUUUUCUUCGUAAGAGUUGUAUAUAUGUACAUAAGAAC